Messenger RNA from Brenthis ino (lesser marbled fritillary), 459 nucleotides. NCBI's taxonomy places the organism in Eukaryota, Metazoa, Arthropoda, Insecta, Lepidoptera, Nymphalidae. The record is from the annotation of a GenBank genome assembly.
AUGAGAUGUAUUACUUUAGUUUCUUGGUUAGAGUGGACAAUGGCGUCUUGGCCAGAAACACGUGGUAUACACGAUAGCGAAAUAGUGCGUUGUUUAGAACAGUCAGAGCUCGAUCUAACUGAUGAAGAAGACCCAGUACCUAUACCAAUAUUUCAAAAUGAAGAGAAAAUUAGUUCUGGUUCCGGUUCUUCAAACUCAGAAGACGAAACUCGUCCAGGUUCUGAAAUAUUUCUGGCCUCAUCAACUACAGCUACCACUAGGUGUCGUGCUAGAACGAGAGGUGAACCUAGGACACUUGGAGGAAGAUCAAGAGGCAGUAGAUUGAGAACGAGAGGUACACAAAAUGAUAGAUCGUCGCUGGUAAAUAACAGAAGGAACUGCAAUUUCUCGCCCGUAGACAGGCCAAUUUUUCAGCCAACAUAUAAAUCUAUUGAUACUGAUAUUGGAUUGGACUUGGAU